Molecule: messenger RNA, 7035 nt
Organism: Lizanozyma spartinae
Lineage: Eukaryota; Fungi; Ascomycota; Pichiomycetes; Serinales; Debaryomycetaceae
Gene: MEC1
Product: protein kinase
Exons: 1
Coding region: 1-7035 (2344 amino acids)
Biological process (GO): protein phosphorylation; telomere maintenance; DNA damage checkpoint signaling
Cellular component (GO): nucleus
Molecular function (GO): protein serine/threonine kinase activity; protein binding
Source: RefSeq, a predicted model, not a curated record
AUGAAGUCAUUGGCUGUAUCUGAGAUCCAUAUGUUCCUAGAGGACGUUUCCAAAGCAGUGGCCUCAUUCUCUGGUGAUAAAGACUUGUCAAACUUGAAAAGAGCCACCAUUCAUAUCUUUGCCUUCGUGGAUGCAAAUGUCCUAAAAUGUGAUAGGUCACAUAUCUUGACCAGCUUAUUUGAAACAGUGGAAACGGUCUUCCGAGGAUGUCCUCAACUUAUGGAGACUCUAUUGGUCCAAUCAGAUGUACAUUUUGGUUAUUGGCCAGAUGAGGCGUCGUCUUCGUCAUCAACUACUUUAAUAGUUUGGACUAUUCAUUACGUGAUUCAUUUGAUCCGUAAAUGCUCUUCAAUGCCUACAGCAAUUCCAAUCUUACGACUGUUCAUCAUUCGAUUGGCCCAUGUGCUUAAUCUCCGUGCACGAGAAAAGAAGCACUUUGUUGAGCUUGCCCAGAUUGCUAUUCAAACUAUUGAUGUCAACUUGAAACGACUAUCGUCUUCAACAAGCAAUCUUAAUGGCGAUUUCUACAUUACUUUGUUUCAAGUGACUCAUUUAUGUUCGAUCUUCAUUGAAUACGACCUUGCAGACAAUUUGUAUUUACUUCUACCCCAGUGGCAAUUACAAUUCGAUAAUCUUGUCCGAAGAGCGUGCUUCAUACUUUUGGAGUUAAACUCUCAUCAUCUUUUGGAUGAUCUAAAAGUUAUCCUCUUACAGAGUAUCACAGACCGAUUGGUUAUUGACUCAAAUAGAACAUGGAAUCAAAUCAGUGCCGUCCUCACUUGGCAAGGUGAAUUGAUGUUGGAUUGCAACCAUUCAACUUCCAAACCAUUGGUCAACUCAAUAAGUUAUUCUCUACUUAAACUCUACAAAUUAUGUCGAGAUACGGGGGUUUCAAACAGUUUUAUGGAAUUGCCAAAGCUAAAAUUGAUUAUAAACGACUUUAUCACGUCUUCUGGUCGAUUGUCAAAGACCAUAUCUGAAUUUCCUCCAUCAAUAAAGAAAACUAUCAAUAUUAUAGUGUAUUGUCAUAGUGUGGAAUCAAAGAACACUUCACUUGUUAACAGGUUGCGAACUUCAGAAAAUAGCCAAUACGUGGUUGUGCCUUUCAAAGACACUCUGUUGGCAGUUAUUCAAUCACAAUUGAUUCAGACUGAUAAUGAAAUUGAGCUGGACCAAACGUUUGCUAUGUUGAGGUACUUGGAAGGGGAUAGAGUCUCUUCCCUUGUUGAUUACAAAGACAAGAAUGGAAGAUACAAUCUUCUGAAGAUUAUGGCGAAGUUGGAGAAUCUUGAAAGAUCUUUAUGUACUUCAGAUGCGAUUAAAGAGUUGAUGCCUCAAUUCUAUACUCUAAUUUCAGCAUUGGGGUACUUUAUUUGUAUUCAUGGGAAUACAUUUGACUUUAAAACUCAAUGUUGUACAGUUUGUGAACCUAAUCCACUUCAGAAGAAUAAGUAUAUGGAGAUUUCCAAAACAAGAAGACCAAUUAAAGACGUUAAGGAGUUCUCCAAUUUGUAUUCAACCCUUAUAAGGUUGUCUAUGAGGUGUGUUGAUGAGGAUUUACUCCUAUCUAAUAUUUUAUUGACACUUUACAAGUUAUUUGCGUCGUACUCUCCACCACAGUUAAACAGCAGCUCACCCUCAUCUUUUGGUCCAUCUUUACACUUAUUCUUAACCCACAGAAAUAGAGAUGUACGAUUUCUAGCUUCAAGAUUGACUCCUUUAUUUCUUAUUAUAGAUAAGGGAGAGCAGCUUGAAAGUACAUUCAAUUCUCUAUUUGCUCAAAUGUCUAAGAUUGAUUUUAGAAACCAAAAGCAUUUAGCUGAAUCAACUAUUAGAUGUUAUGUUGAAAUGGCAAUUGUUAGUGAAGGUGAACACUUGUAUGUGCUUUUAAUCAAGUUGAUUGAUUUGUUAGGGGAACUGAACGAUCAACAUGUCAAUUAUGUUUACCUGGGGUUUCUUAGUGUUGCAAAUGCGAAAUCCAUGACUCCUUAUAAGCUUUUAUCACCAUACAUGCCUACCAUUGCAGAGCUAGUCAUAAAAAGACCUCGGAUGUUCACCAAGGUCAUUGAGUUACUAAAUUGGACUCCAGAAUACUUUUUAGCGAGAACCAAAGAGUAUACUCUCCCCAGUCUUUUGGAGUACUAUAAAAGAGAUUAUAUCCAAGAGAUUGCCGAAGCUUGCAAGAUAACAAAAUGGCGAUUGUUGGCAAAGAAUUUAUCUCGAAUAUGUGCGUAUUAUUUGGUUCGGGAUGAAAUCAAUGAGCAGUAUAUCAUUCAAUUAUUAGCCAAUGCAUCUCCAGAAUUUCGAUCACUUAAAAUGAAAGAGUUGAUAACAAAUACAGGUGAAGUUACUUGGUAUAUUUUGUUGAAGAUUCAAAUUGAUGAAGAAAGUAAUUCAUUUAUCAACAAGAAGCAAAUUGAAAAUGCUUUAGAGUUUGUUUCUAGUAUUCACAUGAAGCAAUCAGCCGGAAACUCAAGAUCUUCUCAGAAAGAUUUCAACCGUAUUAAGUAUCUUUUGGAUGAGCAUGUAUUAGAACUUGUCCAAAGGUUCAGUGAGAGUGUUCACAACAUUAAAGGUGCCAAACCAUACUUAGAAAGAAUAGGAGCAUUGCGGGCCAUAAACUAUUUGAUUGAGAAAAGUAUGGAAUCUGCUACAACUGCACUUGGUCAAAUAUCAACUUGCUUACAGGCAACAUUGGAAACUCCCGAGUUUGAAUAUUUGGCUAUGGAAUGUUGGAGUAAUUUGGUAAAUAAUUUGAAUCCUCAAAGCUUUCUUUCACUUUUUGAUAUUAUUAUCUCAUUAAUCUUUCAAAAGUUUGAAAGCUUUCAUAGUGAAACCAAAAAGUUGGCUAUUGGAAUCUUGAGAAAGUUGUUUGCCAUUAUUAGAACAAAUUAUGCUGAUUAUGGAUAUUCUCUUUAUUAUCUUUCAGUUCCCUUUGUCACUAGCAUUCAGAAUUUCCAACCAAUAAGAGAGUUUUCCUUGGUGAAACCAGCUAAACGAGUUAAUUAUUUCUUUGAGUUCACCAGAAGAUUGCAAUCCAAAAAUAAGUAUGUUGUUCAGCAGGCUUUGGACGAUUUAUUCAAUUACUUAACAAAGUAUCAACAACAAUGUCAAGAUCUGAUAUUUAAGGACCCUUCACUGGAGGAUAGCAUUAGUUGUCUUGUGCGGGAAAUUUUGGACACUUCAAACAGCUUCAAAAACACAGAGAUUGCUUGUAGUUGUGCCAAGGUAUUGAGUGCUAUGGGUUCAUUGGAUGUGAAUAGAUUUCAAUUCAAGUCAAUAAAAAAGAACAUAAUUUUGUUAUUUGAUUUUACAGACUACAAAGAAACUGCUGAAUUCUUAAUUGACUUCAUUGAGAAUAAGCUUCUCAAAAUCUUUUGGGCUUCAAAUGAUCCUAUUAAGCAGUUGUUCUCUGCUUAUUCCAUGCAAGUGUUCUUACAAAUUAUGCGAUUGGAUGCUCGAGUUUUAAACCCCAAAAGUCAAGACUUUCUUGUGGUGACUUGGCAAAAGUUCAGUGAUGUUUCCAAAUCAACGCUUAUCCCACUCUUGUCUUCAAAAUACGUUGCACCUGAACCCAAGUUUGAAAAGAUCCCGAUCCCUUAUCACAAUGUGAGUAUGAGAUACCUGAGUUGGUUGGUUCGGUUCACUUCGUAUUUACUAAAGAAAAAUUUAGAAUCUAUGAACGGAAACAAGACAGAAGCAAACAAAGCCCAGAUAUUCAAGACUUGCUCCAUGUUGAUUCGUGACGAAGAUGUAUUUAUAUCCUCUCAUGUGUUAAAGUUUGUUUGCUUGAGUCACAUAAUUUGCAAUGAUGAGAAGGACAUUUUGCAAGAGUUUCUUCAAAUACUACAAACUAAUGUUGAUUGUCUAUCACCAGACCAAAGAGAGCUGUUCAAGAAUUGUUGUGAGUCUAUUUUUGAAGUCCUAGAUUAUAUUCUGGAGUAUAUUGCGUCUGCUCGUCAGUACAUGAACGAAAUGGAUUUGAAGACAGAGAACGAGAAAAAGAUGACAAAGAACAUCCAAGCUGCUAUUAAUUUCCUUGAGUCCAUCCCCACCAAAUUAUUGGCAGAAAAGGCUGUUCAAUGUGAUUCAUACGAGAGAAGUAUUCUUUAUUUGGAACGAGGAUUGUCGCUGGAUCAUUUGCAGCAGGAUCAUGUAGUUGGUGGCCAAAACAUUGUGUCAACUUUACAGAAUAUGUACACUAACAUCAACGACUACGAUGCUCUUAAUGGAGUUUUAAAGGUGUUUUCAACCAAUAAUUUGAAGGAGAAACUUGAGACUUUUCAAUACAAUGAAAAUUGGUCUCUAGCCCAAGAAUCCUUCCAUGCACUAGGGGACACGACGGACUACAAUACCAAGAUUGCCAAUAAAACCAAAUUGUUAAAGUCACUUUCAGAGCAUGGUCAUUACGAAGAAGCUUUGGAUAGCUUGAGUGUUCUAGUUGACUCCGAUACUUCGUUCACCUUGAAAAGUCUUCCAUUUGAAUGGGCCAUGGUUGGUUUAGAAGCAGCCUCUGGAGUAGGAGAUGUUCCGUCUAUCAGAAAAUGGAAACAUGUUGCUGAUCUUGUUGGAAAGCCUGCUGAUGUAGAAACAUUGGUUCACUACGAAUUAGCAAAGUCUUUUUUAAGUCUUUAUGAACAUGACAAGUCUGGGUUCUAUGACUCCAUGAAUAAAGUCCAAGAACUCGUGGGGAACUCGUUGGCACCGUCACUAUCCUAUAGUUUUGCCAGAAACUCAUCGUUCAUGAAUGUGCUUCAUAUUAUGUUUGAUAUGGAUUUAUCUGUUCGACCUUUGGAAGAUGGCAUAUUUGAAAGGUUAACUAUGGAAAGAAGAGAACUCCAGAAAUUAAGAAUGUCUAAUGUUGACCAAGGUUUCAGUACCCAGUUUGAGUUACUUAUGGGGGGCUUAAUUUCAACGAGCACUGUGCUAAAAGAGCCUGUAGGAGACUUAUUUAUUGAUUGUUCCAGAAUAGCUCGGGACCAUAAUCGACUUGAUAUUGCUACUAAAUGCAUCACACGUGCAAUGGCUUUGAAUAACCCUGAGGCAAGCACAGAGUACGCACAACUCUUGUGGGCUCAAGGACGACAAGCCGAAGCCAUCAAAAGUUAUUAUGACAUAAUUAACGAUAACAUCUUUUCCAAAAACAAACGUCAACAAGCCGAAGUACAGUUACAAUAUGCUGAAUGGUUGGAUGAAUCAAACCAUAGCUCUUCAAGUACCAUUAUUGAGGAGUACAUCAAAGCAUUGGAUAUUGAUAGGUGGGAUCGACCAUACUACGAUCUAGGCAAGUUCUAUAGCAGAUUACUUGAUUCGACAGAAGAUCUGAACGGGUUCCAUGAGCUACAACUUGUUCGUAACUUCUUAACUUCGUUGGCCAUUGGACAUUCAUACAUCUUUCAAGCUUUGCCCAAGCUCAUUACUGUGUGGUUGGACUUUGCUCAGGGCCAUAAGAAGAUGAACAAGGACAAGUUGCGUUGUUUGGAUUUGAUGGUUGAGGAUGUGAGAAAGAUCGGCAAGUCUAUUCCCAAAUACGUUUGGUAUACUUCAAUCACUCAAUUGUUAUCCCGAAUUGUGCACAUCCAUGAAACUUCUUACAACUUGCUUGCAGAGUAUAUUUCUCUGGUGAUUGAAAUGUAUCCUAAACAUGGACUAUGGUUUAUCUUAUCCCAUUUGAACUCAAAGGAUGUGGUAAGAAAGAAUAACGUGAUGCACAUUUUGCAGAAGCUUCCGAAACUCAGUGACCACAUCACUGCUGCUCGGUCGUUGUUUGAGGAUUUCAUUAACAUCAUCAGCUACCAAGUACCCAAAAACUCAAGAGCUAAAAGACUAAGUUUGAACAAUGAUCUUCAAAUCACCUCACUUAAUUCACCAAAUACAUGUUUGGUGAUCCCCGUAAGGUCUAACUUGGAGAUCCGCUUACCAUCUUCUGGUCAAGUGCUGAAACAGUUUGUUGCCUUUUCCAAAUCAUCGUCAAUAACCUUUGAUGGGUUUGACGAUAACAUUGUUGUGUUUCACUCUCUUCAAAAACCUAAGCAAGUCACAAUCAGAGGUUCGGACAUGAAAGUGUAUCGGCUCAUGGUUAAGAAUGAUGACACAAGUAAAGAUGCCAAAGUUGUGGAGUUUACUACUACAAUUAACCGGUUACUAAAGGCUAGUAACGAGGCCAGAAGACGGAAUUUGGUGAUAGCCAACUAUUCAGUCAUUCCUUUAGCAGAUCGAAUGGGAGUAAUUGAAUUUGUUACUGACGUGGCUACUAUGAAGAGUAUUGUUGUUGAACAGAGAAAGAGAUUGGGCUUGAAAGCUGAUGAUAGGAAAAUAUUUCAUAAAUUGAUUCAACUCCAAGCGUUCCUUAAACAAAGACCAAGUUCCAAGCCAGGAUAUCAACCGAAACUCGUAGAUAAGUCAAAAUCUGAGUUUACAGAAUUAUUUGAGUUCUAUAAGAGAUCAUGUCGGGAAUUUCCACCGGUAUUACAUCGAUGGCUAAUUGAUCAAUUUUCCGAUCCUGCUUCUUGGUAUCUUGCUAGAUCAUCUUUCACUCGUUCUGCUGCUGUAAUGUCUAUGGUUGGAUAUAUCAUUGGGUUGGGAGAUCGACACUGUGAAAACAUAUUAUUCUUUAAAAAAUCUGGUCUGGUGUUGCAUAUUGAUUUUGAGUGUCUAUUUGAAAAAGGAAAACUCUUACCGGUCCCUGAGCUUGUCCCCUUCCGUUUGACUCCUAAUUUGGUUAAUGCUAUGGGGAUAACCGGGGUUGAAGGUUCCUUUAGAAUCGCAUGUGAGGUAACUGGGAAGAUCUUGAGAGACAAUGAAGCCUCCUUGAUGAAUAUCUUAGAAACCAUUCUUUAUGAUCCUUUAUUGGAAUGGGAAUCUGCUAAUCCUCGAGAAAGUUUGACCAUGGUUACCCGAAAGAUUAGAGGGUUAAUCAAUGAGAAGGAAGGUUUACCUAUGAAUAUCCAUGGACAAGUUGAUGUCUUAAUCCAAGAAGCAUCUGCUGAAGAAACUUUAUGUCAAAUGUAUGGAGGUUGGUCUCCAUACGUUUAA